This is a messenger RNA of Linum trigynum, 1140 nucleotides long. The record is from the annotation of a GenBank genome assembly. NCBI's taxonomy places the organism in Eukaryota, Viridiplantae, Streptophyta, Magnoliopsida, Malpighiales, Linaceae.
AUGAUGGCAGGCCUGGAAGAACUUCUAGCCAAGCUCGAGCUCUGCGCGGCCCGCCAUCGCGCGACCCACAACCAGCCAGAGUCGACAUCGAAGGAUUCAUCAGCAUCAGCCACCAUUGAAGACGCUCCUGCUAUUGUGGAAUUUGCUCCUGCCUCCGUGGAAAUCAGUUCAAUCGACGCAGCUUCUCAAUUGGAUCCUCAACCAACCAUCAUCGAUGCGGCUUCAUCACCACCGGUAGCAAAAAUCACCGCCGUACCUACCCAACCUGCUCUUGAAGAUGAAGGUCCAUAUGCUGAGAUCGAAGACGAGCAUCAACCUCGGACGCCCACCAUAAUACUCGACUCAGCCUCGCCAUUCAACACUAAAGAUGAACCAUCGCCAAAACCGCAGCGAUCCAAAUCGGUCGUUACCAUCAUCCCAACUGCGCUCGUGUCUAUGCAGAUGACACAUAUCUCCACAACUGCUGCUCUCAUUGCAGAGCUGGAGAAUCGGGCAGAAAAGCUAGCUGAACUGCUGCCAUUGAUAGACAACGACCUCGGGGUGGAAACGACUACUGUGAUAUCAUCGUCCAAGACAAACCCACCGGCGACCAGGGCUGCCGCCGCACCGCCAUGGACGCUAGAGCCAAAGGAGGAGGUGAAGGAGAAGGGCGGUGACUUUUCCUCUUCUCGUGCUAUCCGAGAACCCAGUGGAGGAAUACGGUCACCAAUCGCGAUGGGAGAAGAGGCGUCGCGGGCAGCUCCAGUCGCGGCGACGAAGGCCAAACGGGCAGAGCCGGGGAACGACGAGCCAGAAACGAGAAUAAGGCUGCUGGCGGCGUCGGCUGCACCAACAAAUGGCGAGGAGAGGAAGAUGAUGGAGAUGUCUGGUUGGCCUCCGGAUCGUCGGACAGGAGGUUUCCCGCCACGAAAGGACGAUUAUGAGGAGGAGGUGAAGUCGUGGCUGAAGAAAAUAGCGGGAUUUGGCUCGCCUUUUAAUCACUGGGAGGAUCACUGGCUGCCGAAGAAGGAAGCAGCGCCGGAGAUGGAGAAAACGACCGACGCGACGGGUUUUGGCGAGCGAUUGAAGAUGAUUUCAGUGGUGGCUUCCUUGGUGGUGACGAAAGGCGAGAUGAUGGAUUCAAUUGGACCUUCCUGUUAG